GCCAACAAUGUGCAACGAACCACAGUCUCAGUCGAAUGGCCAUGGAAUCGGCAGCAUGGACUACAAGAAGGUUCGCUUAAAAGGACUGCGACAUCGAAGUUCCCCUAGACAUAUAAGCUCCCUCCACCUACAAGUCAUAAUACUCACCGCACUAAUCAGCUUGGUUGCCUCAAAUCGCCCGCCGCGCUUCGCUAUCGACGGGCAGUCAGAGAUUGUAUUGCGUCUUAAGGAGAGUCCUGAAACGAAAGUGGGAACCCUGAUAUACACGCUAAAGGGCUACGAUCCGGACAACGAUCCGCUGACCUUUGGCAAGCGCAACUCGCAUGAUAGCGAGAUAAUCCGGAUUGAAAACACCAGUGGCAACGAGGCCAAGAUCUUCCUGGCCAAGGAACUGGAUCGCGAGCUGCAGGACGAGUAUGCCAUAGUGCUAACACUGACCGACAGUCACUACAGCGAUCACAACUAUGUGACGCAGAGCUUUUUGCUCCUGGUUGAGGACAUUAACGACAAUGUUCCCACCUUUCUGCCCUAUCAAAAUGCCAUCGAAAUACCAGAGGGCAGUGCCCCUGGCGUGGUGACCACGCUGGAGGCCACGGAUGCGGAUGAGGGUGCCUAUGGCCAAGUGGUUUAUUACCUGCAGGAGCUGGACGGAGAUAAUGAGGUAUUCUCGAUAGCCACCCAUCAGGGCAAAGGCAUCUUGAGGUUGCAAAAGGAGUUGGACUACGAACGAAAGAGUCUGUAUCAGCUGAGGGUUCUGGCCAUCGAUCGUGCCAAUCAGGGACCUGUAAACACUGGCACUGCCGCCAUUCUGGUGAAGGUAAAGGAUCUGGAGGAUCAGCCCCCGGAAUUCGUGGAGGUGCAAGCAGUGGCGCGAAUCGCCGAAGAUGCUCCUGUAGGCACAAAAGUUCUACGAGUGCGGGCCAUAGAUGGAGAUCGGGGGAUCAAUAAUCCCAUUGCCUAUGCCCUGGAGGCCAAUGAUCUCUUCGACAUUGAUCCGCACACGGGAAUAGUUCACACGCUAACCGAAUUGGAUCGCGAGGAGCAGAGCGAUCAGGUCAAUGGAGCCCACAUCCUGCGGAUCACGGCCACCGAGUUGUCCAAAUCCAAUACCCAAAUGGCACCCACAACAGUUCGCACAGAGGUUACGAUUAUAGUUAGUGAUGUCAACGAUGAGAUACCCACUUUUGGGGAAACCGUUUACCGAUGUGAGGUAAAUGAGAAUGCCCAGACCAACACCCCGCUUAAUUUCAUCGACGAGGAGGUACAAAAUGUGGUUUUCGAUCACGAUGAGGGCAACAAUGGCACAUUUCGCUUGUUCCUGGAUCCGCCCAACGAUCUGUUCGAGAUCGUACCCGAGUUGGCUGUUAAUGAGGCCAACUUUAUGCUGCGGGUGAAGAACUCAAAGUCGCUCGAUUUCGAACAGUUCACCGAGGUAAAUUUUACCAUAUUCGCCAGGGAGGUUGACGAGCCCAGUCGAUGGAGCUCCGCUCAUGUGCAGAUUUUCAUACGAGAUCAAAACGACAACUUCCCGGAGUUCAGUCAGACGAUCUACAAUGCCAGUGUGCUGGAGAACAGCGAGCAGGACACGAUUAUUACCCAUGUGCAGGCGGUGGAUGUGGAUUCGGGGGACUAUGGAACUAUGGGCAUACGCUACACCAACCUCAGAGGGGGCAUAGCUCACUUACUCAAUCUCAACCCAAUUACCGGAGUAAUAUCAAUUAAGCAGUCGGGUGGAACCGCCUUCGACCGGGAGAUCAUUUCCCGACACUACCUCACCGUAGAAGCCAUCGAUAGCGCGGGUCAAGGGAACAGGAAUACGGCACAGAUAAUCGUGGACAUCCUGGAUGUGAACGACAAUGCCCCCACAUUCCCCCAGCGACAAUACGAGACCAAGUUGCUGGAGAACCAGGCCGAGUUCGAGACCCCGUUGCAGUUGGAGGCGCGGGAUGCGGAUCUCAAUGGCACGGAGAACAGCCAGGUUACCUACGAAAUUGUCGAGGGAAUGUACCGCUCGAACUUCAGCAUAGAUCCUCAGAGCGGUUUGCUGCGUCCAGUGCAUCGUUUCGACUUCGAAGAGCUGGUCGAUCGGAGCAGUCGUAGCCGGAGUGAUCCUCAGGCGGGGGGAUCUUCGAGCAUUCGGGAGAUCGAUCUCCUGGUGCGAGCUCGCGAUUCCGGCAUUCCCAUGCUCUCCACCGUGGUUCCCGUUCUGAUUUACGUGCAGGACGUGAACGACAAUGCGCCGAUAUUCCAGCGAUCUUUCUACGCAAAAACCGUUCCCGAGGAUCUGCCAGGUGGAAGUUCGGUGCUCCAGGUGACGGCCGUAGAUGGUGAUGGAUCCUCGCCCAACAAUGUGGUUGUCUAUCGCAUUCAAACCGGUGCCAGCGACAAGUUCAUCAUCAACUCGGAAACGGGCGUUAUUUCGGUGGCCCAGGGAGCCAAUCUAGAUCCAGAUCUUACGGACAGUAAGAGAUCUUUGUAUACCCUUUCAGUGAUUGCUCUAGAUGGCGGCUUGGGCAACUCCCAGCUAAUGACCACUUGUACGGUGAACAUUAGCAUUCAGGAUGUGAACAAUAAACCACCUGUACUUGGGGAAAUGCCAGCUCUGAAGAUCGUGGAGAACACACCUGUGGGCACACUGGUGCAUCGUAUCCGGGCCACGGACUUGGACCAGCAGGCCAUCCUGCGGUACAAACUGAACCCCGAACACUGUGAAGGUCGCAGUGAGGAGGGGGCUCUGGUGAAAAGUAGCGAGUACGAUUUCCUAGGAGCCUUUGAGGUGGAUCCCAUCGAGGGAAGCCUCAAGGUGAUCAAACUGAUGGAUCGCGAAAGGGUGGAGCACAUUAAACUGGCCAUUACUGUGGAGGAUCUGGCUGCGGCCAAGGGUCGGCAGAUCGCAGAAGGUUUUCUAAGCAUUCAAGUGCUAGAUGAAAAUGACAAUAAUCCAAAGUUCCGACUGCCCUUUUACCGGCAAUCCAUAACCGAAAACAGCAUCAACGGAGCAAUGAUUGUAAAUGUUCUGGCUUCGGAUGUGGAUAAGAAUAGGACUAUAACCUAUGCCCUAGAGGGUAAUCCCACCUAUAGAUCCCUAAUGCACCUGGAUUCUCAAACAGGGGAGAUUGUGGUGGCCAGCAAGAUUGAUCAUGAGCAGCACCAGUGGCUGAAUUUCAGUGUGAGAGCCACGGACUCGGGAGUUCCAUCGAGAUCCUCUCUCGUGGAUGUUUAUAUAACAGUGCUGGAUGAGAACGAUAAUAAUCCCUACUUUGUGGGCGGCAGCAAGAACUAUACGAUCAGUGAGAAUGCACCGCCAGGCACAAGAGUUGCUACCCUUCAGGCUGGGGAUGCCGAUUCGGGGGAUUUCGGAAAGAUCACCUUCCUCAUGGAUCGCAUCAGUUCGCAGGGAAAGUUCACCAUAGAUGCGGAUACGGGGGUGCUAACGGUGGCCGAUCGCCUGGACAGGGAGUCCAAGGACUCCUACAACCUGGUAAUCGAGGCCUGGGACAAUUAUCAAUUCGGUUUCCUGGCCGGAGAAAGUCGCAAUGCCUUCAAGCAGGUCUUCAUUUCCCUAAUGGAUGAGAAUGACAAUCCUCCGGAGGUUAGUCUGCCUGGCAGUUGUGUUCUAAUCACCGAGUAUCACGAGUUGCAUGAACGAGUGGCGAGCAUAGUGGGCAAGGAUGCAGAUGAUCCAACCACCCCAAAUGGAAGACUCGACUUUGCCAUUACGCAGGGCAACACAGAUGGAAUGUUCGAGCUGCGUCAACUGGACGCCUGGAAUGCCCAAAUUUUCGCCAGCAAGAGUCUGCGCAAUAGGUUCGGAAACUAUAGCCUCACUAUUACCACUCGAGACCUGGGUCUUCCGGCGAAUAUAGUGCACAGCACGCUGGACAUUUGCGUAUCGGAUUUUAAUGAUCACGCCCCGGUCUUUGUAAGACCUCUGCAUAACACAACUGUACGGAUUCCGGAGAAUGCAACUAUUGGCACUCUGAUACUCCAGGCCUAUGCCAGUGAUGCAGAUAUGGGGCAGAAUGCACUGGUGCGAUAUCGCCUCAAACCCGAUCCCUUGGGUAGCUACAAAAUGUUUGAGGUUAACGGCAACACAGGAGAACUCUUCCUGCGAGAGCCACUCAAUCGGGAAAAGCAGAAGAUUCACGAGAUCCGCAUAGAAGCCUACGAUCAGGGUCUACCCACCUCCCUGAGUUCAGACCUCGACCUCACCAUCUAUGUGCGUAAUGUGAACGAUUACGAGCCGCAAUUUAUUGUUAACGAAAUAUCCGUGAACUUUACGGAGCACUCGGAUCCGGGUUCCGAAAGGAUAAAGCUGCCGGACACCAUAGACAAAGAUCAGCUGGAACUGGACGAUCCUAAUGAGACGCCCAACCAGGUUUGCUACUUUAUUGUGAAUGGAAAUGAGGCGGGUUAUUUUCGCCUCGAUCCGGAGUCUCAUAUCCUGACUGUUGAUCGCGAACUGGAUCGUGAGGUGGUGGCAAACUUUACGCUUUAUGUGCGAGCCACAGAAAACUGUGGAAAUGACUCCUUGACGGGUGUAGAAAAGCGCCGUCGUAUGGGUAUCGAGAUCAACAAUAGAUUGGGAGGCUUUCUGCAUAAUCAGCAAGGUGGCUACGAUCGCUUCAAGCAUUCUCGACAACUGAGAUCCACGGAGACUAACGAAUACGAAGGGGAAGAUGGUGAGUUGGCCUCCUAUGAGACCUAUGAUGGCAGUCAGGAGGAUCACUCGGCGGGACUCGACGCACCCACCCAUCGAGAAUCAGAUAGCACUGUGGUGAAGGUCAAGGUGCGAGUGCUGGAUAUCAAUGAUAAUCCGCCGCGUUUCCGUUCCAAAAUCUUUACUGGUGGCAUUACGACAAAUGCCGAUUUCGGUUUGAAAUUCAUGCGGGUUGAGGCCACGGAUGCAGAUGAGGGGGAGUACGGAAAGAUCGGUUACUACCAAGUUGGUGAAAUCCGUCAGACUCUCUCCGAAGGAUUGGAGAAUGUGCGCAAGGCCCCCUUUCUUCUCGACCCAGAAACGGGAGAGGUACAGCUGAACUUUGACCCGCAGAAGGGUAUGAAGGGGUAUUUCGAUUUUGUGGUGCUGGCCAAUGACACCUCGGGAAUGAGGGAUGUGGCCCAUGUGUUUAUCUACUUGUUAAGAGAGGACCAGAAGGUGCGCUUUGUCUUCCGACUCCAGCCGGAUGAACUGCGAUCACGGGUGGACUCUUUCAGGGACACCUUGGGCAACAUCACGGAAUCCAUUGUCAACAUAGAUGAGAUUAAGGUUCACGAAAACAAGGAUGGUUCGGUGGACAAGACAAAGACGGAUCUGUAUAUGCAUCUAGUCGAGCGCGAGGACAACUCCAUUUACGAGGUAUCCGAGGUGCUCAAGCUGAUUGAUUCGCACAUCGAAAGCCUGGACGGUCUCUUCAAGGAGCUUAAUGUGCUGGACACUCAGGCGGCGGAGGCUCAGCUCCUGACCGCAGGACCUGUCCGAGGUCCUUUGUUCGUGUGGCUGGUGUUCACCAACCUAUUUCUGGCCACUCUUUUGGUGGUCACCAUAGCGCUUUGUGCGUCCCAGAGGAAUGGCUACCGUCGGCAGCUGAGAGCCGCAAAAGUCAAUAUUUUCCGGGGUCACUCUUCGAUGUCCCUGCAACACACUCAGGAGCCAGCCACUCGAGUGCCGAAUACAAACAAGCACAGUGUCCAAGGCUCAAAUCCCAUUUGGCUAAAGGGCUACGACAACGAGUGGUUCAAAUCAGAGGAAACCGGCAGCAUUGGUGGCCACGACUCUCUGGAUGAUAACUUUCUGGCGGUAGCUACGCAGGAUAUGCAGGAAACCCUAAAAGGAACCGCCAAGCUGUUCAACAACAGCAACGAUCUAAAUCGACACUUUAAUUUGUACAACCAAAUCGACAAGUUGACAAACAAUGCUCAGAUCCUGGCCCGAAAACUGGAGACCACGGAAUUAUAGCACAAACAGUCCGCACUAUUUAUUGUACUUAGACUAGGCUUAGGUUAAGAUAAGCUUGUAGAACCCAUGUAAAUAUAUCGAAG
This is a messenger RNA of Drosophila takahashii, 6042 nucleotides long. It is a transcript of the gene Cad88C, whose product is annotated as cadherin 88C. The record is from RefSeq and is a predicted model, not a curated record. Gene Ontology annotation, molecular function: cadherin binding; calcium ion binding. Gene Ontology annotation, biological process: homophilic cell-cell adhesion. Lineage: Eukaryota; Metazoa; Arthropoda; Insecta; Diptera; Drosophilidae. Gene Ontology annotation, cellular component: catenin complex; plasma membrane.